This is a messenger RNA of Mollisia scopiformis, 2080 nucleotides long. RefSeq lists its product as uncharacterized. Lineage: Eukaryota; Fungi; Ascomycota; Leotiomycetes; Helotiales; Mollisiaceae. Gene Ontology annotation, molecular function: 3',5'-cyclic-AMP phosphodiesterase activity; 3',5'-cyclic-GMP phosphodiesterase activity. Bases 285 to 1769 code for a protein of 494 amino acids. Gene Ontology annotation, biological process: cGMP catabolic process; negative regulation of glucose mediated signaling pathway; cAMP catabolic process. The transcript has 2 exons. The record is from RefSeq and is a predicted model, not a curated record.
CGAGCCAACCACGCCAUAAAACCGCUCACAAGCAGAUCACGUGCACCAUUCUCCGGACUUGUUCCUUGUCAGCAUUCUUUCAGCAGCAGCUGCUGCAUUCCGCAUCCAAGGUAACACAACCAACGGAACUCUGCAUAUAAGCACGAGCCGACUCGAAAGCCCGGAUCCGAUAUUCAUUCUAGAAAGCUUGUUUUUUCUUCCUACUGCGCGUUCAACGUCACACUUUUAUACCCGCGCAAAAGUAGGAAGGCCAAGGUGUGAAGGUAGGCAGGCGCAUGGGUGAAAUGGGUGAAGGGGUUGAGCAGCCUGCGCUGCAGGUUAUUGUUCUGGGUGCUGGAGGUGGACCCAAAGAAGAUAAUGUUACUGCUUUCCUUGUCCGUUCAACCGCUGCCGGAUGGAAGAAAGGAUCCUUACUUGCGGUUGAUGCAGGUGUCCAUCUGGCAGCAAUUGCUCGGAUUCUGGAUGGCCAUAAGUCGAUACGAACAGAAGACAGCAAACCUCCUGCCAAACCUAUCACGUUGGUUGAUGGCCCAUUCGAAGGACUCCAGAUAGCGGAAGGCUCGUCGCCUAGUGCAAACGCGGCAUUCAUCACGAGAGACCUUGUCGAGUGUUUUCUCAUCACGCAUCCCCAUCUAGAUCAUAUUUCUGGUUUCGUUAUCAAUACAGCUUCUCUUCCAAGUGCUCGUCCAAAACGAUUAGCGGGUCUUCCAUCAACCAUUGAGGCUUUCAAGAACCACAUCUUCAAUAAUAUCAUCUGGCCGAAUUUGACUGAUGAGAACAAUGGAGCAGGAUUGGUUACUUACCUACGAUUAGUUGAAGGCGGUACUCCAGCAUUAGGAGACGGGUAUAUUGAAGUGUCAGAUGGCCUCAGUAUUAAGACUUGGAGUGUAAGUCAUGGACACUGCAUUGAGCGACACAAUCAUCGAGGUUCCAAUGCCGGCUCUGGCUUUGUAACGAGCCCAGGUGUAGAAGCAUCGCCACGACUGAACCCGACUUCAGGCACGAUGGUUCGCUCAAGUUCCCAGUCAAGUCGUGUUGCCGAUGACAAUUUGAGAGCUGACCAAUAUUCGCAACGCUAUUGUGUAUACGACAGUUCCGCCUAUUUUAUCCGGGACAUUGCUACCAACAAAGAGAUAUUGAUUUAUGGAGAUGUCGAACCGGAUUCAAUCUCUUACUCGCCACGCAAUCGACAAGUAUGGGCCGAUGCUGCACCGAAAGUUGCCAGUGGAAUGCUAGGUGCAAUAUUCAUCGAGUGCUCGUACGACGACUCGAGGCAGAAGGAGCUAUUGUUCGGCCACUUAACGCCGAAAUAUCUCGUUGAGGAACUUAGAGUCUUGGGCAAUGAAGUCAAACUGUACAUCAACAUGGCGAAGAAUGGACCAAAUAUCAAAAAGCGCAAGCUUGACGGAGAUGGUAAUGGUAGUUUCUUGCUUCCAUACGCUCGUCGGAGAUCCACACGCAAUGAAAGUCCCACAAGUCCUACUUCUCGGCGAGAAAACCGGGGAUACGUCUCAUCAGAUGAUGGCACGUCUGAACGGCAAGUAAAUGCGGAAAGUCAUGACCAUGGUUCUUCUCCUACACCAGUGUUCCAUGUCAGUACGGAAGCUCCACUGGAAGGAGUCAAAAUUGUGGUCAUCCACAUGAAGGAGAAGCUUGACGAUGGACCGGAUCUCGGAGAAUUGAUCCUGAAGCAAUUGAAAGGUCACGAAAAGGGUCAGUUGGGGUGCGAAUUCAUUAUCUCGUAUACGGGACAAUCGCUGUAUUUCUAGGAAUUUUGGGCUGUCACGGAGUUCUUGAACCCGAUUCAUUGGGUCAAUGGCUUGUAUGGGCGGCAUAAACUUAGCGUGGAGUUGGCGUUCGUUCUUGCUCCCUUUACCACUGGGUUCGCAUUCGGACUCAUUUGCUGUCUUGGUUGCUUUGUUGGGGCUUUGCUUUGGCUGGGAUGGGAUGGCAUGGGAUGGCAUGGGAUGGCAUGAGACAUGAUUAUGGAAUUGGAGUGGUGUAUAUUAUACGUUAUCGCGGAGGUCGUCCUCCUCUAGCGUCGAGGAACGAUCGUCUUCGUUAGGAAUGAAGAGAGACU